AUGCCCAGUGUACCAAAAGCUGCAAGUGAUACCACCAUAGCUAUGGGCAAUGAUCUGGGACACAAACAAGUCGAGGAAAGUCCUAUAAAUGAUGAAAGCGACUAUGAUGAUGUUUCUUCAUCCUCUUCAUCUUCGUUGCGUAGAAGCAACUCAGUGUCAUUUGUGGAUCUAUCGAAGCUCUUAUUUAUGAAUGAUUUCGACUUCGGCUUUGACCUAGAUGCUGUAAGCGAUACAACUCGGAAAAGAUUCAAUAAAAUGAAAGCAAAGACGAAACAGAAACUUCAGAGAUUAAAAGACGAACAGCCUUUAAGGGGAUCAGAGCUCUCAAAGGUCCAAGAAAGGUUUAUUAAUAGAUUAUCUCGCUUUGACGACAGGGUACAUAUCAAUCUCCAAAGCUCUGCCGCAGAGAAGCUAUUUUACGCUAUUGCUGUGUCUUUGAUUGCUACCGCAGGCUUCAUAAUAGGAAAAUACCCAGAUCAUUUUCAUGUAUUUUACACGAUACUAUUUUCAUUACUCAUGCCCAUUCGAUUUUACACUUACUUUAAGCAGUCGUUUCAAUAUUUCUUAGCAGAUUUAUGUUAUUACGUGAACUUGCUUUUGAUAACGUUUAUCUGGUUCUUCCCGGAAUCGCCUUCAUUAUUUGUCUCCGUCUUUGCAUUAUCCAUGGGCACAUUAUCAUUUGCAGUUAUAACUUGGAGAAACUCCCUAGUGUUGCACUCUAUCGAAAAGACAACUAGCUCAUUUAUUCAUAUUAUGCCUCCUGUUACCUUAUUUGUGAUCGUGCAUGAGCUUCCAAAGGACUAUUUGCAAUCAAGGUUUCCUGCGGUUUCAAGUAUCGAUCACUGGGAUUUUGUUGGUGGUAUCAUUUGGACUUCUAUCUACUAUACUCUUUGGCAAGUCAGCUACCUUUACUUCAUCACUAUUAAGAGGAAAGAACAAAUAGAAAAGGGUACUGUCACAUCUUUCACAUGGUUGAAAAAGAAAAACAGCAAAAGCUUUCUAGGUAAGUUUGUCAACUCUUUACCAUAUACCUGGAUGCAAAUAGCAAUGUUUACAUUAAUUCAAUUCGGCUAUCAGAUCCUUACCAUGAUGUUUUGUCCCAUAUGGUUUACCUACAAACAUGCCUGCGGAAGCUUUGUGCUUUUUAUAUUUAUAUGGGCAAGCUACAACGGUGCCACAUAUUACAUCGAUGUUUUUGGAAAGCGUUUUGAGAAGGAGGUCGAGAAGUUAAAAAGAGAAAUUUUAGACUUGCAGCAGCAGAAUGAAAAAUUGCAGUUUUCACCUUUGGACGAGGAGGCUACGACUGAUAUUAAAUUAAACGAUUCUAGUACUUAA
Molecule: messenger RNA, 1335 nt
Organism: Priceomyces carsonii
Lineage: Eukaryota; Fungi; Ascomycota; Pichiomycetes; Serinales; Debaryomycetaceae
Product: glycerophosphocholine acyltransferase
Exons: 1
Coding region: 1-1335 (444 amino acids)
Biological process (GO): phosphatidylcholine biosynthetic process
Source: RefSeq, a predicted model, not a curated record